Messenger RNA from Ficedula albicollis (Collared flycatcher), 2919 nucleotides. It is a transcript of the gene DNAAF4, whose product is annotated as dyslexia susceptibility 1 candidate 1. Lineage: Eukaryota; Metazoa; Chordata; Aves; Passeriformes; Muscicapidae. The record is from RefSeq and is a predicted model, not a curated record. The transcript is spliced from 9 exons. The coding region runs from base 35 to 1300 and encodes 421 amino acids. Gene Ontology annotation, molecular function: nuclear estrogen receptor binding. Gene Ontology annotation, biological process: outer dynein arm assembly; cilium movement; inner dynein arm assembly.
GCACUGCGGGGCGGGAGCGGCCCGGGCCGCGGCCAUGCCGCUGUGGCUGCGGGAGCACAGCUGGCGCCAGACCCUCACCGCCGUGUACCUCUCGCUGCCCUUGCGCGGCGCCCGGGCCACCCCCGGCAGCAUCUUCUGCAGCGAGCGGUACCUGAAGGUAAGCAUCCCUCCCUUUUUAUUUGAAGCCGUUUUAUACGCUCCUAUUGAUGACACCAAUAGCACAGCAAAGAUUGGAAAUGGAAGCAUUUUCUUCACUUUAUAUAAAAAAGAACCGGCCAUGUGGGAUUCCCUAACUCUAGCAAACACUGACAAGGAGCAACUACAAUAUCUGAGAGAGAAUGCUGUCCUAAAAGCCCAAGAAAAAGCAAAAGAGGAGACAAAAGCAAGGAAAAUUACAAAACAGGAGCACAAAAAAUAUGCUUUGGAGGCCACAAUGAAGCUAGAGGAAGCAGAAAGAAAAAGAAUUGAAGAUCUGAAAGAAAAGGAGCGGCAGAAGGUUGCUAAAGAGUUGGAGUUAUGGAAAAACCAACAAAAAGAUGGUGAUACAUACAAGACCAUGCAAAAAAAGGGAGAAUUAUAUCAAGAAAUAGAACCAUUAAAAGAGAGAAAAAAUGAAAAAAUGAACAAAUCUCGGAUUCCUAAUGAAGGAACUUCUAAGACAAGACUCAAAUCCACAAAAGGUUCCUGCAGUAUAUUUUCACAGAAUUUAAAGGAAGAAGAGUUACCAGCUCCCCGAGCUGCUGCUACAAUUCAAGUCAACUUCACUCCACGAGUUUUUCCCACAGCUCUGCGAGAAUCUCGCGUUGCAGAAGAGGAGGAGUGGCUACAUAAACAAGCAGAAGCUCGAAGGAUAAUAAAUUCUGAUUUAUCUGAGCUGGAAGAUUUAAAAGAAGAGGAGAAGAAUCCAGAUUGGUUAAAGGACAAAGGAAACAAAAUGUUUGCAAUGGGAGACUACCUUGGGGCAGUAAAUGCAUAUAACCUUGCAGUGAGGCUGAACAGUUCACUUCCCCUGCUGUACCUGAACCGUGCUGCUUGCCACCUCAAACUGCGAAAUUUACACAAAGCUAUUGAGGAUUCCUCCAAGGCACUGGAACUGUUGACACCGCCUGUCCCUGAUAAUGAGAACGCUCGAGUGAAAGCCCAUGUGAGACGUGGAACAGCAUUUUGUCAGCUGGAAUUAUACACUGAAGGUCUUCAGGAUUAUGAAGCAGCUCUCAAGAUCGAUCCUAGAAAUAAAAAUAUAGAAGAAGAUGCUGAGAAGAUUCGACAUCUAAUUCAAGGAACAAUGCAAAGUUCUUAACUUUAAAAAAAUAUAUAAAAAAAGAAACUCUUUGGUGCCUUUGAGGAUAUCAGAAGGAAUCUUAUUUCUCUUCAGUGUGUGUUACCUAGACAUUUUUCUACUUUACUCGGAACACUUACAAAAUUGGUAAAAGAUUGGAUAUAUUAUUAGAAAAUAUAGUAUUAUAAACAUGAUUAGCUAUAUUUUAAAUAUGUCAUAUUGUCAAAGUUGUCAUAAUUUGCUUUUUGUUAGCAUUCUGUAUCCCUCUGAUAAUCUGAAACCCUGGACUUUAAGUGGUUCCUUUUUGUUAAGUCUUUCCAAACUGCAAGCAUUUCAACUACAUUUCUUUCAGCAGCAGUUUUAGCAAACUUCUGAAUUUUCUGCAUCAGUCUCUUUCCUGAAUACCAUUUAUGACUGAUUGCUGUCUUUAUAAUAAAGUAUUUAUCAGGCAGAUAUAUAUUAUUGUGUGCAAAUUUUAUAGCGUUAUAUCCAGGUGAAGGUGGCAGGCAUUGUUUGAAGCUAUUUUACUCAGAGCCUUGGGAGGAGUGCUGAGGUGAGUCAGAAAUGGCUGAGGUAGCUGCUGCCCCUGCUUCCCCAGAGAAAACUGCUGCAUUGCACUGGAAGGGGCCAAAAAUACUGUUUUAUAACAGCUGGAAGGAGGGCAGUGCAGCAGUGGGAGUGCCUCAAUUGAGUGUAAUGCUAUACUUACAGAUCUUGCUGUUUUCUUUUUUAAUUACUGAGGGGAAAUGAGGGCUAAGGAGGAGAGACUGACAAUGGGAGAAAGGUACAUCUUAUUCAACCCGUCUUACUCAGCCUUUCAACUAACAGGGCAAAGCAUUUCAAAUUUGUUAAGUGUUUGUGGUCAGAGCAAAUAUUGCUCAAGGUGUAUAUUGAAAUACGUGCAUGGCAGAGAGUGAGGAACUUCACACUUUGACCUUAUUUAGUAAACUGUGGACAGUGGUAAUUUGACUCAGUGACAUUGAAGAAAGUAAAAUUUGAGAUUAAUGUCAAUUUCUGGAUUAGUGAUAAUCUUGAGCAUAGAAAAUAUCUUAGUAUGUGUGGCAGAAAUAGUAUGGAUAAUGAAAAUAUGAAUGAGAGUAAGAAUAGAGUGAGACUCUGGGUGAUUUGAUUUAGUUCUAACCUUUUUUUCUAAGAUACAGGAGUUUGAAAAAUAGAACCCUAGAGAAAUGUACAAGUGACUGUGCUUCCUCACUCAUGUUCACAUGCAUGAGUUUUAUUUUUAUUCUUUUCCUCUGUAGGUAGUGAGUUAUCAUAUGACAAAUACUUCUUGGCCUGUUUAUGGAAAGUGCUCCAGUGCUGUAUUGAUGAGGCUGCUGUAAAACUUCCCUGAGUAAGGUACCUCCCUUAGUGCUGCUGAGCAAGCCAGUUACAACCUGCUGCUUUUCAGAGGUGCAAUGAAGGCUUUUUUGUUUUCAGUCCUGUAAGACAUGAAGCCAACACUUAUGUUGCUGUCUUAUAUAAAACUUGAGUAAGACAUUGACUUUAUUAAUGAGCCCUGUUGUUGAAAUAUUCCAUUUAUUUUUUGUUCCGGUACCAGAGCUCUGUGGGGGUCUGUUCCUCUGGGAUUUUGGAUCUGCUGUGUUUGGUCAGUGCCUGUUGAUGAGAUGUGGUGUAGGAAC